Thlaspi arvense is the source of this 1118-nucleotide messenger RNA. NCBI's taxonomy places the organism in Eukaryota, Viridiplantae, Streptophyta, Magnoliopsida, Brassicales, Brassicaceae. The record is from the annotation of a GenBank genome assembly.
CUGAUGUUGAAGAACAACCUUUUGGUUGGGUGGGAAUCGUUUUGAGUUUGACCAACUCCCUCUUUGAAGCAGUUUUUUUCAAAAAAAUCCGGCAAUGAUCGAUGAAACGGAGGAGGAUGAACAGACGCAACGAUCAUCUCGAAACGACGGCGUUUCAAAGGAGAAGAAGAAGAGUAGAGGUUUGAAGGGCGAUAAAGCAAAGAGAGCUCUAGUCGGAGCUGGUGGUCGGAUCCUGUUUUACCCGACUCUUUUGUACAACCUCGUCCGCUUCAAACUCCAGUCUCAGUUCCGAUGGUGGGAUCAAAUCGAUGAGUAUCUUCUGAUGGGAGCGGUUCCAUUUCGUAAGGAUGUUCCGAGACUAAAACGGUUAGGUGUUGGCGGCGUAAUCACUCUUAAUGAACCUUUUGAGACUUUGGUACCAUCUUCUCUGUACAAUGCUUAUGGAAUGGAGCAUCUAGUGAUACCAACACGUGAUUACCUCUUUGCUCCUUCGAUUGCAGAUUUAACCCGAGCUGUAAAUUUCAUUCAUAAGAAUGCUUUGCUCUGUAAAACCACUUACGUUCAUUGCAAAGCUGGUCGUGGAAGAAGUACCACCGUUAUUGAGCAUAAGAAUAUGACCGUAGCUGCAGCUUUUGAGCAUGUGCGAUCAAUAAGACCACGGGUUUUACUGCAUCCUUCACAGAGGAAGGUGGUUGAGGAAUUUAACAAGCUACAAUCUCCUUUGAGCUAAUCAGCAUUCAUCUCAACUUGUGAUGUUGUAAGUUAAUGGCAGAGAUCAUAGCUCGGCAUUUCUGGAAAUUGAUCAAAAGCUAGGCCGGCCAGAGAGGUUUUUGCAAGACUUCUCUUCUCUGCUUCCUUUAGUUGGGUUAAAAUCUCCGGUUUAGACCAUCCGACUCGGUUUGGCUCCUGCGAAUUUGUGGCCGGUUUAGUGAUUAAUUAUAUUCAUUAUCUCCGAAGAAAAACCAAAUACAAGAUUGAGGCCCUUUCGAGCCUGAUUGAUCUUUGAACUAUAUAUGAGAUAUGUAAUUUUCAUAAUUAUAAUAAUUUUGGUCCUACCAGAAUGGUGGAAACGUUAACCAGUCUGCAUUUUGCUGUGGAAUUGCUUCUGAACUUUCCUG